CUUAUUUACUACGCAGAAUGUUAGAGCUGUCUGUUCCAUGAUCCUGGCAAAAAAGGCGCCAGAAAAACUGGACCGGAGAUGCGGCCUCCAUUCUGUGGAGAAUUUGGGCCGACAGUUGCUGUGAUGAAGUCCAUGGGCUCCUCUAUGUCUCCAGAGAUUAGCUGUGGCGGCAGCAAGAUGGCCUUAUGAGGGAGUUAAAGGCUUCCUGUUCUACAGCGCCUCUCUCCUUGGAUGGGUAAGCGGUUACUGGGUAUCAUUUUGACAUUCCCGGUUUCCUGCACGUUCCUUUACUUGUCGAGGCUGCUUCUACAAGGACCUCCCUUGAAGCUGCUGCAGCGCGGCACCAACUCGAAGCAGACAUCCCCACUUGGUGGACUUGUGUGGGCAUCCGCGCCAGCACUGCCCUAUGUGUCACUGGCUCAGCAGAUGGCACCACCUAGCCCAAGCAACAGUACCCCUAGCAGCAGCAGUGGGAGCAAUGGAAAUGACCAGCUAAGCAAAACCAACCUGUACAUCCGGGGAUUGCAACCAGGCACUACUGACCAGGACCUUGUUAAGCUGUGUCAGCCAUAUGGCAAGAUUGUGUCCACGAAGGCCAUCCUGGACAAGACCACCAACAAAUGCAAAGGCUAUGGCUUCGUGGACUUCGACAGCCCCUCGGCAGCACAGAAGGCUGUCACGGCGCUGAAGGCCAGCGGUGUGCAGGCACAGAUGGCGAAGCAACAGGAGCAGGACCCCACCAAUCUGUACCUCUCCAACCUGCCCCCGUCCAUGGACGAGCAAGGACUGGAGGGGAUGCUGAAGCCCUUUGGCCAGGUGAUCUCCACCCGGAUCCUCCGAGACAGCAGUGGGACCAGCAGAGGGGUUGGCUUUGCAAGGAUGGAGUCCACAGAGAAGUGCGAAGCCAUCAUCACCCACUUUAAUGGAAAAUACAUUAAGACACCCCCCGGAGUGCCAGCCCCGUCCGAUCCUCUGCUCUGCAAGUUUGCCGACGGUGGGCCAAAGAAACGACAGAACCACGGGAAAUUUGUGCAGCAUGGACGAGCCUGGCCCAGGAAUGGAGACUUGAGUGGUAUGGCCUUGACCUAUGACCCCACCACAGCUCUUCAGAAUGGGUUUUAUGCAAGCCCCUACAACAUCACUCCCAACAGGAUGCUUGCUCAGUCGGCGCUGUCCCCGUACCUUCCAUCUCCUGUGUCUUCGUAUCAGAGGUUGACUCAGACUUCUCCUCUACAAGUACCUAACGCGUCUUGGAUGCACCAGCAGUCGUACCUCAUGCAGCCUUCAGGUUCAGUUCUGACAGCAGGCGUGGAUCACCCCCUUUCUCUGCCCCCUGCCUCCAUGAUGGGACCUCUUACCCAGCAGCUGGGCCACCUCUCCCUCAACAGCCCAGGCACGUACCUGCCGACGGCUGCCGCUAUGCAAGGCGGGUACAUCUCCCAGUACACCCCUGUGCCUUCGUCCAGUGUCUCCGUGGAGGAGAGCAGCGGGCAGCAGGCGCAGGUGACGGUGGACACGCCCUCAGACCACGGCCUCUACUCUUUCCAGUUCACCAAGUAACGCUGGGUAAGAAGGACACACCGACGGUUCUCCUGUUUGUCACUCUCUCCCUGACCCUCUGGCCCCGUGGGAGCCGUGCCCUCUUGGCUGACUAGACACGAGUGCUUGCGAUGGUGAUUUUCUCAGACUCCAGAAGGUUCACCAGGAAUACAGACCACGGCCCCCAACUAAUGCUUAACCAUCACUUUUCCCAAGAAAGGCCUGGGCCUGAAGGAAAAAUCCAAAACAUCUUUAUCUAUGCGCCUGCCCCUUGUGACACCCAAGAAACUUUCCUUCCUUCCUUUUGGCAAGGAAAGUUUUCAGUUUUGUUCUGUUUUCUCUCAUUUUUAACCGCCAUAUACGCUUCCCCUAGCCCAGAGCAGCGUGGUGGGUGGUGGCUGAAACCUCUGCCCGGCCAUCGGAACAGCAUGUUUUAAUGUAUGAGGCGUCCCUGGGGGGCUUUAGAAGCAAUGACCUGUCUUUUAAGAAGAAACCAGGAAGGUGUGAUACUAGAACCCUGGAGAAGGGGUGCUGUGUGCCCCUGGGACUGCGCUCAGGCUGAUGGCCCUUGCUCUGUGUGUCUGCCUGAGAAAGUUACCGGCACGUAGCAGGUGACCUGGAAGGCGCGGGGCUCCCGGCCGGGUUCAUGCCCCUUCUCCCCUCUCAUCCACAUUGUUGUGUUUCUCUUCCAUACAGCAGAGCCUGCCUAUUUUGCCUUUUGACAAUUUUUCAUUUUGUGGAUUUAUAUUUUCUUUUUCUUUUUUGAAAUACAUUUCCUACGGACUUUUGGAGGCUGGGCAAGGCACAAAGUGGAACAGUGCAUGGGCCAGGAGCGUGGCUUGGCCUUCUCCGGGAGAGACACGAGCCUUUGGCCUCAGGAAGCGGAAAACCACCGAGGCCCCUGAGAGAGACAAUCCCACAGCCUGGGGAAGCCAGCCCUACCUUUGAGCCAAAUUCGGAUGAAGACUAGGCCUCCCCCGAGAAUGGACUGCUGGUGACUUCAGCUGUAGCUCUUCAGGAGGACUUGCCUUUCUGCCGCCUGGAGGCUCGCUCUUGCUCCUGUCCUGGUUCCCACAGCCGCUCUCUUCCCCACUCCCCAUGGCCCUACCCAGAGCCGGUGCAGCUGUGACCUGGCUGAAGCCAGGUGGCGGGGCUGUGGGAGCAGCACUUUCCCCUGGAGACCAGUGAGUCUCGGCUGGAGGGAACAGAGCCCCUCCAAGGACAUUUGGCCACAUCUGGAGACUUUUUGCUUGUUAUGCCUUCGGGGUAACCCCCGCAUCUCGGGAGCAGAGACCAGAGAUAUUGCUCACAUUCUCAGUCAGCGUGGCGGCGGCCACAACACAGAAUGAGCUGCCCACGUCAGCCUCGCCAAGGUUGAGAAACCCUGAUAGAGACAAUGUGGUCCCUACCCCGUACAUGGUAAACCGCCACCCCUGGACACACAGUGCCUUUUGACACAUGCAGUUCGCUGGGACAGAACGGGGUCCUUGAGUUCUCCCUUGGAUUUGACCGUUGGCACCUCUGCGCCUAAGAGCUUUUGUCCUUGCUGUGUGUGCCGGUGUCACCUGGGGCAUGUGGUGUGUGUGUGCCGUGCAGAGAUGGGAAAGGACAAAGCUCUCUCUCACUGUCCAGUGCGACCGGCCUUGCCCUGGUUUUGUUUGGGCUCCUUUCCAGGGGAGAAAUCAUUUUCCUUCUAUGGAAGGAUAACAGGGAGACAGGCUGGAAAAGGACAAUAAAUUCCAUUCCAUGGUCAGGAGUCUCCGGGGGAAAAAACCUCCAUCUUGUUCCCAGGCCAGUCUCCUCUUGUGAGACCAGACUCCAUGCACAUGGAGACAGAUGGUAGAAGGCCUUUGUCCUGCUUUUAGAACAUACACGCUUGGACCUGUCUUCUCCCAGGUGCCCCCUCAUCCACUCAAAUGGGGUUGCUGCCCUCUUUCACGUCAAGGAAGAAGCCUUGACAGAGCAGUUGUUAGCACUUGACCGCUAACCUUCAAGGUCAGCAGUUUGAAUCUAUCAGCUGUUCCUGGGAGAAAGAUGUGACACCCUUGCCGCCAUGAAGAUUUACAGCCUUGGAAACCCUGUGAGGCAGUUCAAAUCUGAGUCAGAACUGACAUCGCGGCCACAAGUUGGGUUUAGUCACCACUAGCCGUCAGGACAGGCAGCAGAGGAACCCGGAGAAGAGGUGGCCGUUAGGCCCAAGGGAGGUGGCACAAGUGGGAGAGCUGCAGAGCUACACCCACCCCAGCAUUGAGUCCCAAAGCUCCUCCCCCCAGACGGAUCCUUUGUGCAUCCUGCGGGAAGUCAGGGCCGUGGUUAGGACAAAAUGUAAAAGACAGAAAGCCACUAUUAAGUGUCCCAUGGGUGCUUCCAACCUCAGCAAGGGCUCAUCCAAUGCAAAAAAACAAGCCCGGUAACAGAAGGCUUUGGUUGGGAAGACGGCUCUGGCCCUCAGUCAAGAAAAGCACACCAUAGCUACUUUCUUGUGAGUGGCCUUUAAGACAGAGAACGAAUUCAGAAUCCCGUUCAUUUGUGAGACUGGGGGAGCCUGCUUUGCUGGCUUUAGGGCAGUGCGGACUUUGUGUAUAUAGACACUCCUGUUGUUACUGCAGCCCCUCUUUGCCUGCUGCACAGACCUCCCGUAUCUGCCUACGUUCCCUGUAUUUAAAAAAAAAAAAAAAAUCCUUAAAAUGGCCAUGAUCUUUUACAAGUUACUAUUUGUGUGUUUCUCUCCUGUGGAUCUUGUUGGUUGGAUCCCACUGUCUGGCUUGGGCCUAUGAAGUGAUGGGGAACCUGGUUAUUUCUGUAGUGAGUGGCUAAACAGCACCGAAGAAUCUCUUGGUGCUUUGAGGUUACACUCAUAUUUCCCAGAAAGACGAGACCCUCGAUACCUGUAGUCCCAGUCUUGGACACUCAUAGGAGCCCUUUUACCUGGUCCUGUAGGGUCGCUUAGGAGUCAGCACCGAUUCGAUAGCAGAGUUUGGGUUUGUAGUAAUUAAUUUCUAACAGAUUGAAGAGAGGCGGGAGAAGGAACGAGGGACACUUUAACCAUGAUGUUGCCUAUUGGUGGGGAUGGUGGCAGGGGAAGAGAACUCCAAAAUUGUAAGGGAGCCCAUCUUCCAGUUCUCCAGCCUGGGAUGGGGUCUUCAAAUGAUUUCCCUCAGGGCUGUGAGAGUCCAUUGUCAGAGUGUCUUUUACCGCGUGUGUCCCCUGAAUCCUGUCUUUGUGGAGCCCACUCCUUUCUCCACCCUUCAUGUCUUUCAACUUAUUUCAGAUGCUCCUAACAUUCUUAAAACGUGUUGGUGGUUUUCUGCUCUCAGACAAAUAGAAUAUUGCCAACCAUCUCCUCAGCUGGUAUAACCUUUCCUUACAAUGCUGACACUGCCCAGCUCCCCUCGGGGGUUGCUACUGCUCCCCUCAGCUGGGCGAACAUUUUGGAGUAGAGGUUUGGGAGGAUCAUUCCGCAUAGGAGUGAUUAUGGGGAGAGUGUUUUGAAUGUUUUAAACCAAAGAAUUGGAAGGGCUUCCCAGGCUAGGAAGCCAGGUGGCUCUGGAGAGGAAAAGCUCCUUUCAAGUGAUAGGGGUGGUAGGGAGGACACUCCUAGCUCUGAGGGUGAAGACCAGGCUCUCCUACUUAGAUUAUUCCUGCGUGGGGCCACCUCAGUCCGGUUCCAUUCCGCUUCUAGCUGAUCCGCGCACUAUCGAGUGCCUCCAAUGCUCACUUCCGGCUGCUCCUGUUAAUCCACUGGGGGCUUUGGCCUACUUGUGGGUUGUAUUUUGCCCAUGAAGCUGGGCGAUGAGGCUUGACGUUGCAGGGAUCUCAGACUACUGCUGCUCUCCUCCCUGUGCCCCACCCCAGACAAUGGGGGCAUCACGCUCAGGAGGGGCCACUGUGCCUUCAUAUCCCAUCGGAGGGCAAUAAACUCGGGAGGAUGGUGGUCAGGUCUAACUACCUUUCCCCCAGGUUCUCUGAGACCCGGCUGUAGCAGGCUUCAAAGAGGGGGGUUAUGAUGAAAAGCCAGGCAGUGAGGGCCAGAUUCUAAAUCUGGCUCCCUGAUCCGGUGUUUGCAGCAUCCCUUACAAAAACCAACUACUCCGCCCACUCAUUUCUAUGCCACCCGCAGUGCAGGUCCUUCCCAGCAUUAGUGAACACAUCUCUGAAGUUCACCCCACCCGCCUCCUUUCCCGGAGGGUCUUCCUUCAGCAUCGAAGGCCACUGAUGAACUCUAGCCACCUGCUUUGUACUGAAUUUUCCUGCCCUUCCCACCGCUGGUCCUAUGACUGCCGAUGAAAAGGCCGGGUACCUCUCAUCUGCUCUCCUGAGUUUUGCCCUGGCUUGUUUUGAAUAAACCUUCAGUCUCCAAGUACAUCCCCAAACUCUGUCCUUGUUACACAUCUACCUCACAAUGUCACAGUUCACAAGGGAGCAAGCACCUGGUUUAGGGCCAUCUUUGAUUCUGUUCUCAGAUUAGGAAGCCAGGGGCUUGAGUUCACUAUCAAAUGAAAAAAAUCCUUGGUUAUUGUCCAUUUCCGUAAUGUCUUGGGGAUUUUUAGCUCAUUGAUCCCCCUCUCCAAGAGGUCCUGCUGUGGUAAGCCAGGGGUGUAGAGUGGGUUCUCACUGGUGUGGGGAGUUGCCUGCAGGAACACUGACAUCAGAGCAGAGCUUAGAAUUUAAGGGGAGGCGGCUUGGCUAGCCAUAGAGCUGAGGUCACCAAACACUAUCUAGAAGGUGGGAGCGAGCUGGCCAGUUUGAUGCAGUUACCACUCGAGUGCCCAGUUCAGACCGUUCAAGAUCAAGUGUCCAGGCUGGGGGGUGGUGAGACGAGUUCCGACUCCUCGCUUUUGGCCUUUCGGGGGGUGAAUGCUCUCAUCACCUAGGGCAGCAAGAUGUUUAAUUUAUACUCGCAUUUUGUACAUUUCUUUAUUCAGAGGUUUCUAGUUUUAUACUCUUCCACUAUCUAUGCCAAUGCUACCUUUCCAAAUGAUUCCUUUUCUGACCCUUGGUUUUCCCAUCCUGUCCCUAAAAUUCAGUAGUAUUACAUUUUUUAUCUAUUUCAACUGUUGUUUUGAAAUAAAACACAAAAGUCUG
Echinops telfairi (small Madagascar hedgehog) is the source of this 6624-nucleotide messenger RNA. It is a transcript of the gene RBMS2, whose product is annotated as RNA binding motif single stranded interacting protein 2. NCBI's taxonomy places the organism in Eukaryota, Metazoa, Chordata, Mammalia, Afrosoricida, Tenrecidae. The transcript has 14 exons. Gene Ontology annotation, cellular component: cytosol; nucleus; ribonucleoprotein complex. Gene Ontology annotation, molecular function: poly(U) RNA binding; poly(A) binding; mRNA 3'-UTR binding. The record is from RefSeq and is a predicted model, not a curated record. Bases 232 to 1560 code for a protein of 442 amino acids.